AGUACAACAUAAUUAAUAUUGUUAAGUAAUAUCUGAUUAAUUUUUUUAUAUGUUUUAUUAGUGCCUAUUGUAACAAUAAUAUUGCAUUAUAUGUAUGUAUUAUUAUUUACAUAUCCAAAAAUAAUAGAUUUUAAACAAGUGCCAUUUCCAAAUUAUCAUAACUAUGACUAUAAAUAGUAUAUAUAAUUUACGAAGCAAAAAUGAGGCAGUAGCUUAAUUCCUUAGAACCAAAUGUUUCAUAAGUAGUACAAAGAAACGAAAUUUGGAACAUUAUAAAAGAUGGACGAAAUCGAAGAUAUUAGAGGAAUUCUUAUAUGUUCUUAUAACUCAGUAUAUGCAAAUACUUAAUACGUAAGACAAAAAACUUUGUACGAUGUUGUCUAGAACGAUUUAUAAUUUCGUGCAGAGGACAAUACGUGACAAUAAACGAAUAUUUCAUACAUUACGAAAUGUACGGAAAUUUAAUUGUCAACAAUAUAAUUUAAUUGUAAAUCAUUUGUAUUUAAAACAAAACUCUAACCUCAUGAUACUUAAAAGAUUCAAGAGCAAGAAAGAAGCUUCUGAAGAAGUAGAUGAAAAUGACAAUGAAGAAAACGAAUCUCUCGAAGUAGAUGAUUAUCUACUGACAAAAAAUUCGAAAAUAAUUAAUGCUACUGUAUCUUCUCUUCGUGUAGAUGCUAUUGCUAAGGUAGCAUUUGGAUUGUCACGCAACUUGAUAGAUAGAGCAUUUUAUGAUAGCAAUAUUCGUAUUAAUGGAAAGAAAAUUCUAAAAAAAUCUCACCAGGUGGAGGUUGAUGAUGAAAUUGAUUUAGUUGUUGACCGGGAUACUAAAAAUCCAAAAUUAAUAAUAGUACAUCGUUCUAUAUUAUUAAAGGCCAAAGGAAACGUCGACUCUAUUAGUGUAAAAUUGCUUAGAAAUAAGUCUUUAUUAAUUGAGGAUUAUCCUGAGCCAUGGGAUGGUAUGGCAUAACAUUGGAAAAAACUAAUAAAUUUAAAACUUAUUCAAUAUGUAUAUGCCAUGUAUAGUACCAUUUUAUUCUUUUAAAUAAUUAUCAUCUUCAAAUAAUUCAUAAAUAAUUAAAUUCAAAGGUUAUGAAAUGUAUCAUAAAUAUUUAUUUAACAAUUGUAUACAAAGUAUAAAUACACAAGACUGCAUGUAUGGAAAUAAU
This is a messenger RNA of Hylaeus anthracinus, 1169 nucleotides long. Its product is annotated as mitochondrial transcription rescue factor 1. The record is from RefSeq and is a predicted model, not a curated record. Bases 374 to 970 code for a protein of 198 amino acids. Lineage: Eukaryota; Metazoa; Arthropoda; Insecta; Hymenoptera; Colletidae. Gene Ontology annotation, molecular function: RNA binding. The transcript is spliced from 5 exons.